This is a messenger RNA of Parastagonospora nodorum SN15, 2451 nucleotides long. RefSeq lists its product as hypothetical. Gene Ontology annotation, cellular component: Cul3-RING ubiquitin ligase complex. The transcript has 3 exons. Lineage: Eukaryota; Fungi; Ascomycota; Dothideomycetes; Pleosporales; Phaeosphaeriaceae. Gene Ontology annotation, biological process: protein ubiquitination; ubiquitin-dependent protein catabolic process. The record is from RefSeq and is a predicted model, not a curated record. Gene Ontology annotation, molecular function: ubiquitin protein ligase binding. Bases 1 to 2451 code for a protein of 816 amino acids.
AUGGCGCGCAAACAGGGUCUGCAUGGCGACGAGGUCGACUUCGAGGAGACGUGGGCGCAGAUCGAGCUCGCCUUUCGGGAGAUCCACACCAAGAAUGCCUCAAAGCUAUCCUACGAGGAGCUGUAUCGCCACGCCUACCGCAUCGUGCUGAAGAAGAAAGGCGAGCAGCUCUACAAUAAAGUCCACGAAUUCGAGCGCGACUGGCUCAGGACCGAAGUGCGCGCACAUAUCCAGCAGCUCCUUUCGCCCAAUCUCCUGGCAGAGGCACAAGGCGCAGGCUCAACGAGCCCCAACGAGCGACGAGUAGCGGGCGAGAAGUUCCUCAAUGGGCUGAAGCAAGCAUGGGGCGACCACCAGGUCUGCAUGACUAACCCGGCCCGGUUGAAGGAUCGCGUGUACUGCGCUGACCACAGGCGCAUGUCCAUCUACAAUGCAGCCAUGGUUCAGUUUCGCGACGAGAUUCUAAACUCCGAGAUAUCAGCGACCGACGCGCGAGCCGUCCUAGGCCUGCUGAACCACGUUGUCCUCGACCAGAUCCAGAUGGAACGCGACGGCGAUGUCAUCGACAAGCAGCUCAUCAAGUCAUGCGUGUGGGUGUUGGAAGGUCUUCACGCAGACGAUACGGGAGCCGAGGAGCAGCGACUAUACAACGCCUCUUUCGAGAAGGAGUUUUUGGACACUAGUAGAGUCUUCUACCGGAAAGAGUCGGACCUUCUUCUGAGAGACUCGAAUGCAGGAGCAUAUUGCAAACAUACGAGGCGCAGGAUAUACGAAGAAGAGGAGCGAUGCAAGCAGACCCUUUUGGAUGUCACUGGUCCCAAGAUCCAGAAGGUGGUCGAGGACGAGCUCAUCAAGAACCGGAUACGUGAGCUGGUGGAGAUGGAGAGUGGCGUCCGAUUUAUGAUUGACAACAACAGGCUCGAGGAGCUUCAUCUGAUCUACGACCUGGACAAGCGGGUCGAUGAGAAGAAGACGGAGACUACGCGUGCCAUUCAGAAGCGCAUUGUGGACAUGGGCAUCGACAUCAACAACGACGCCAUAGCCGCAUCACAGGCUCCUGUGUCUGUAGCUGCAACUGACCCAGCUGACAAGGGCAAGGGCGCGACCCAAGAGAAAUCUCUCAAUCAACAAACGGUGGCGGCGAUCAAGUGGGUUGAAGACGUGCUCUUGCUCAAAGACAAGUUCGACAAGAUAUGGGUAGAAGCCUUCGGAUCUGAUCCACUUUUGCAGCAAGCCAUCACGAACAGCUUAAAAGAGUUCAUCAACUCAUCAUCCUUCCCGCGAUCGUCCGAGUAUAUAUCGCUGUUUAUUGACGAGAACAUGAAGAAGGGCAUCAAGGGCAAGACGGAGAUGGAGAUUGACACCGUCUUGGAGAAGGCCAUCAUACUCCUCCGAUACGUCCAAGACAAGGACCUGUUUGAAAGAUAUUACAAGAAGCAUCUCUGCCGACGACUGCUCAUGAAUAAGUCGAUCAGCAACGAAGUCGAGAAGCAGAUGAUUUCCAAGAUGAAGAUUGAGCUCGGGAACAACUUCACAUUGAAGCUGGAGGCCAUGUUUAAGGACAUGACCAUCUCGGAAGAGCUCACUGCUGGUUUCAAGAAGCACGUCGAAGGUCUCGGCGACAGGGAGCCCAAACGCAUCGAACUUGCCAUCAAUGUGCUCACAAGCAUGACAUGGCCACUGGAGACAAUGGGCGGCGUGGUUGCUGAGGAAGAUCAGAGCAGGCCACGGUGCAACUUCCCUGCGGUUGUGGACAAAGUGAAGCGUGGCUUUGAGAAGUACUACAGUCAAAAGCAUUCUGGACGACAGCUUACAUGGCUCCCCAACAUGGGCUCAGCGGACAUCAAGGCCGUCUUUCCCAAGGUGGUGCAAAAAGAUGGGUCAUUCAAGGAGCGUAGACACGACCUCAACGUGUCGACAUAUGGCAUGAUCAUCCUCCUUCUCUUCAACGACCUACCAGCAGACCAGCACCUCACGUUCGAGGAGAUUCAGGCGCAGACGAACAUCCCACGCAGCGAUCUGAUUCGCAACCUACAGUCGCUUGCUGUAGCGCCAAAGACUCGCAUCCUAGUCAAGGAGCCCAUGUCCAAGGACGUCAAGCCAACCGACCGCUUUUCUUUCAAUGAGGGCUUCAACGGCAAGUUCGUUAAGAUCAAGGUCGGAGUUGUCAGCAACGGCAACAAGGUCGAGAGCGACCGCGAGCGACGAGAGACUGAGAAGAAGAACGACGAUUCGCGACAGUUCUGUAUCGAGGCUGCUGUCGUUCGAAUCAUGAAGCAACGCAAGGAACUUUCGCAUCAGCAGCUCGUCUCGGAAACUCUGGGCCAACUAGCCGGACAGUUCAAGCCCGAAGUCAACAUGAUCAAGAAGCGCAUCGAAUCACUUAUCGAGCGCGAAUACCUCGAGCGCAUCGACGGCGCAAAGAUUGAUUCGUACCGUUACUUGGCAUAA